AUGGAAUCCGACUUCACCCCCACCAACGACACCGGCCUCGUCCUCUACGACAUCGCCCCAGCCCCGCCUUACCCCAAGCACAACGCUGCGCCCAACCCCUGGAAGGCCCGCUACACCCUCAACUUCAAAGGCCUCCCGUACACCACGCACUGGGUACAAAUGGGUGAAAUCAGCGCCGUGCGCCAGGCUCUCGGCGUUCCCGCCUGCCGCAAAUUCUUCGACGGCACCGAAUACUACACUCUGCCUGUCGUGACUGACGGCUCCACGGGCGCUAAAGUCGGCGAUUCCUUUGACAUUGCUGUUUAUCUCCAAAAACAGCACCCUGAAGCGGGCGCAGGGAAUUUAUUCCCUGGGGGUGUGGACUUGAACUAUGAGUGCUCGGCGGGUAUGGUGGGGUUCGGCGUGCCGUUGUCAGAGGAGAAUUCGCGGGAGCCGACAGCGGUGUAUGCGCGUUUCAACACGAAUGUGGACAUGGUCUUCUCGAUUCACGCGCAGCUCAUGGCGGAGGGGAUGAAGUGGGCGCCGGAGCGCGAGGCCGCGAUCAAGGCCGAAUUUGCGCGACGGGCGGGCAAGGCGACGUGGGAAGAGCUGGUGGGUUUGGAUGCGGCCGGGCGGGAGAAGUUGAGGGCAUCGCUGAAGGAGAUGGUCAAGGAUUUGGCUGCGCUGUUUCAGAAGGAGACGUCGGGGCCUUUUUUGUUGGGGACGCAGCCGUGCUAUGGGGAUAUCAUUGUCGGUGGGUGGUUGAGGAUGAUGAGCAGGACGUUGCCAGGGGAGGAGUGGGAGGAGAUUCAGGGUUGGUAUGAUGGGGUGUUUGGCAAGUUGCAUGCUGCGUUGGAUGAGCGGUUUGGGGAGGUGAAGGAGUGA
Messenger RNA from Dichotomopilus funicola, 864 nucleotides. RefSeq lists its product as uncharacterized. Lineage: Eukaryota; Fungi; Ascomycota; Sordariomycetes; Sordariales; Chaetomiaceae. The coding region runs from base 1 to 864 and encodes 287 amino acids. The transcript has a single exon. The record is from RefSeq and is a predicted model, not a curated record.